UUUACUUGCUAUUUUUCUUACAGUAAAUGCUGUUCCAUUUAAAUUUAAUAAAAGAGCUACCACCUUCAACCCUUGCCGUCCACGUAAUGGUACUUAUGCUGACCCACUUACUGUGGCAAUACAGCCUGACCCUGUUGUUAGUAACGGAACCGCUCAAUUUAAUGUAUCCGGAACAUUAACAAAAUAUAAUAUCACCGCAGGCAAAACUAUGCUUGGAAUUGGUUUUGGAGACUCAGCAAAGCAGCCAAUAGGUCAUCCUUACAAUCUAACAUUCGAUAAAUCACAUGUUGUUGGAUGCCCAUUUUCAAUACUUGCAUCAAAUGUUUCUGUUCCUACUUUACCUAAUUCAUAUAUAAUUGCAGUUAUUGUUGGAGAACCAACCGGUGAUCCAAAAAAUCCAUAUUCUGUUUAUGGCUGUGCGCUUGCUAAUGAACGUAUACCAGGAAUACAAGGUAGUGAUGGUUAA
Messenger RNA from Dentiscutata erythropus, 466 nucleotides. The record is from the annotation of a GenBank genome assembly. Lineage: Eukaryota; Fungi; Glomeromycota; Glomeromycetes; Diversisporales; Gigasporaceae.